Molecule: messenger RNA, 4610 nt
Organism: Ahaetulla prasina
Lineage: Eukaryota; Metazoa; Chordata; Lepidosauria; Squamata; Colubridae
Gene: PLEKHA5
Product: pleckstrin homology domain containing A5
Exons: 29
Coding region: 173-3913 (1246 amino acids)
Cellular component (GO): cytosol
Molecular function (GO): phosphatidylinositol-3,5-bisphosphate binding; phosphatidylinositol-3-phosphate binding; phosphatidylinositol-4-phosphate binding
Source: RefSeq, a predicted model, not a curated record
CUCCCUCUCCGUCGCCCAGGUGCUGGUUGGCGGCCUCUCGCGCGCCCCCGCCUGCGCGCGCGCGCGCCUGCCUCCCACUCCUCCUCCGCUCCUUCCCUCCCUCCCUUCCCCUCGGCUCGGCUCGGCUCGCCGUGGCCGCGCGCGCCGCUUUUCGCCCGGGCUGCGCUCGGACAUGGCGGCGGAGCUGAGCGCUGAGCGGCUGCGCUCGCUGCCCGCCAGCUGGAGCUUCGGCAUCAGCCGCGGCGGCCGCAUCUUCUUCAUCAACGAGGAAGCGAAGAGCACCACUUGGCUGCACCCGCUGACGGGCGAGGCGGUGAUCACCGGGCACCGGCGCAGCCCAGAUCUACCCACAGGUUGGGAAGAAGCAUAUACUUUUGAAGGUGCAAGAUACUACAUAAAUCACAAUGAACGAAAAGUGACUUGCAAGCACCCGGUCACAGGGCAGCCCUCCCAGGACAAUUGCAUAUUUGUCGUGAAUGAACAGACUGCAGCAGCUAUGACUUCAGAAGAGAAGAAAGAACGACCAUUAAACAUGGUGUCUGAAGCUGCACACUAUAAUUUGACAUCAGAUUACACAGCACAUCCGAUGAGUCCUCUGGGCAGAACAUCGCGCUCCUCAAAAAAGGUCCAUAAUUUUGGAAAGAGAUCAAAUUCAAUAAAAAGAAAUCCUAAUGCACCUGUCGUUAGGCGAGGCUGGUUGUAUAAACAGGAUAGUACCGGCAUGAAGCUCUGGAAGAAGCGAUGGUUUGUCCUUUCUGAUCUCUGUCUCUUCUACUAUCGAGAUGAAAAAGAAGAAGGAAUAUUAGGAAGCAUACUUCUUCCAAGCUUUCAGAUAGCCAUGCUUUCUUCCGAGGAUCAUAUCAACCGCAAAUACGCAUUCAAGGCAGCUCAUCCAAACAUGAGGACCUAUUAUUUCUGCACAGAUACAGGGAAGGAAAUGGAGUUAUGGAUGAAAGCCAUGAUAGACGCAGCUCUUGUGCAGACAGAGCCUGUGAAAAGAGCAGACAAGAUUACUUUUGAAAACACAGCACCUCGUGAAGUGAAUAACAUUCCCAACCAUCGAGAGCUCAUUAAGCCAGAGACUCAGAACAAUCAGAGGAACAGAGAAGUCUGCAAAACGGAAGAGAAGAAAUGUUUAGAAGCAGAAAAAUACGGAUUUCAGAAAGUUGGGCGCGAUAGACCCUUAACAAAAAUCAACAGUGUAAAACUGAAUUCCUAUGGGCCCGAGUAUGGAACUUUGCCAGCCAGCGCACUUUCAUCAGGCCAUUACAGGCCGGUUCAUUUAAAUGGGUCAGAGAAAGCUGUAAACCUCAUUCUGGGCGAUUCCAGCGAUGGGAUCCAUCACAAUGCCAUGCAUUCGCAUAUAGAAUCCGAACGUGUCAUCCAAAGAACUAAUUCCAUGUUACAGUUGGAGCAGUGGAUUAAAAUACAGAGAGGGAAAGGACAAGACGAAGAAACAAGAGGCAUAAUUUCUUAUCAGACUUUACCGAGGAAUAUGCCAAGCCAUCGAGCCCAAGUCGUACCUCGUUAUCCAGAAGGUUAUCGCACUCUUCCAAGAAACACGAAGACCAGGCCAGAUAGCAUUUGCAGCGUUUACGAUAAGACCCUCGGAUCCUUACCAGCUGAAGAGAAAAGGAGAUCGAUGCGAGAUGACACCAUGUGGCAACUCUACGAAUGGCAGCAACGGCAGUUUUACAAUAAGCAAACGACUCUGACUAGACACGGUACUUUAAGUAGCCCCAAAACUAUGAUUAAUAUAUCUGAUCAAGCAAUGCAUUUGAUUCCCACAUCACCUUCCCAUGGUUCAAUAGCAGGUUUCCAAGGAUACUCUCCUCAGAGGAACUACAGGUCAGAAGUGUCCUCCCCAGUACAAAGAGGAGACGUCACCAUUGAGCGUAGACACAGACCGCAUCAUAACAAGCAGCAUGGCUUUGUGCCUGACAGAAGGUCGAUUCCAGCUGGCUUGAGCGUACAGCCUAUUACUCCCCAGAGCUUGCAAGGCAAAACUCCAGAGGAGCUGACCCUGUUGCUCAUAAAGCUGAGAAGGCAGCAGGCCGAACUGAGUAGUAUCCGGGAACACACAUUAGCACAACUCAUGCAGCUAAAACUUGAGGCCAGCAGUCCAAAGAAUGAGAUUCUUUCUCAUCAUCUCCAAAGGAAUGCCAUUUAUUUGGACCAUCAGAUGAAAGAGAAUGAACCUUUAAUCAUCUUGGUUCACACUAUGAUUGAGAACUCGGCGCUAAGACCACAACUAUACCAUCAACUGACACAAGAUGAAAGUAGGUCUACUCUGUACAAAUACAGAUCAGAAGAACUGGAUAUUGAUGCGAAGCUUAGCCGGUUAUGUGAACAAGAUAAAGUCGUGCAGGCCCUCGAAGAGAAGCUUCAGCAGCUGCACAAGGAAAAAUAUACGCUUGAGCAAGCUCUGCUAUCGGCCAGCCAAGAGAUACAAAUGAAUGCAGAAAAUCCAGCUGCCAUACAAAAUGUCAUCUUGCAGAGGGAUGAUUUACAGAAUGGCCUGCUUAGCACUUGUCGAGAAGUAUCUCGGGCUACGGCGGAACUCGAGAGAGCUUGGAGAGAAUACGACAAACUAGAAUAUGAUGUGACAAUCACAAAGAACCACAUGCAGGAGCAGCUGGAACGGACAGGCGAGGUUCAGAGUGAGUCGGCUGGGAUACAGCGUGCUCAGAUUCAGAAAGAGCUGUGGCGAAUUCAGGAUGUAAUGGAAGGUUUGAGCAAACAUAAGCAGCAAAGAGACAGCACCACGGAAGCAGGUCUCAUAGCAUCAAAGACCUUUUCACCAAAAUAUAAAAAUGAGGAAGAGGAAGUAGUCCCACCUCGUCCUCCGCUCCCUCGGUCCUAUGACUUUGCAGAGCAACUUCCCAUAAUCCCCCCUCUGCCCAGUGAUAGCAGCUCCUUGCUCUGUUAUAGCAGGGGCCCCGUCCAUCUGCCUGAAGAGAGGAAGAUUCAUCAAGUUCAAGGCUACCAAAGAAAUGGAGCUCACUGUGGUCCUGAUUAUCGGCUUUAUAAAAGUGAACCUGAACUAACAACUGUAACAGAAGUUGACGAAUCGAAUGGAGAAGAAAAAGCAGACCCCGUUUCUGAGUCAGAAGCUUCUAUGACUAAAGGAUCACAUUUUCCCAUUGGAGUUGUGCCACCCAGAACAAAAUCACCAACCCCAGAAUCUUCAACGAUCGCUUCUUACGUGACUUUAAGGAAAACAAAGAAGAUAGACCUAAGAACGGAAAGGCCGAGAAGCGCAGUGGAGCAGUUAUGCUUGGCAGAAAGUACUCGCCCACGAAUGACAUUGGAGGAACAGAUGGAAAGAAUAAGGAGGCAUCAACAGGCCUGCUUGCGUGAGAAAAAGAAAGGGCUGAAUCUUAUCGGCAUUUCAGAUCUGUCCCCUUCACAAAGCCCAGCCCCCGUCAGAGAAAACCCUUUUAAAUUAUUGCAGAGUCCAAGGAAAGAAGACUUUGUAUGCAAUCCCAAGGAAGUUGAAUAUAGCGUUAGAAUGAGUGACAUAAGCCAAAGCCAUCCAAAUGAUGUAGACGACACACCUUGGUUGAAAGAAAAUGAUUGCGCCAAUGAACACAACCCUACUUUUAUUACACAGUUACCAAAAAAUGAAGAACAGCUGUUCCCUGAUCUUUCGGAGCCACAGGAGAGAAAUCCUGAACAAGCACCUGAGAAGCCAGAAGAACAGACAGGAGGUAGUGAUGCCAGCAGCCCCAACGAGGAGGCCUCACUAAGCAACCACAAGCUUGAAAGCAGCUCAGAAGAGAGCGAAAAAAGCAGAAUUCAAGAGCCACAGGAGGAUACGGUUUCUUCUCCGUUCGAGAUGCCAGCACAGUCUUCAAAGGGAAACUCCGCAGCAGCAGCCCUGCUGGCUUCUGCUGAGACCAUCCACGGCUGACCUCCCAAAACACGCCUGUGGAACGACAAAAGGAUGCUGUACAGUCACUUUUAUGAAAUCUAUGAAAUUCAUAGUUCCGAUGCUUUUGUCCAUAGAGCAUCAUUUUAUCACGUUGUGGAAAACAUUUAUUCCAAGAAAGCUUUAAAUAUCCCCACUGUACCCUCAACCAAGUCAAGAGUUCUUCCCGCCGUCACCAGCUUCCUGCUAUCGCUGCUCUGUAUUCAUUCCAUCCACACAACUGAAGAGUUCUCCCUCCUCCUCCUCCUCCUCCUCCUCCUCUUCCUCCUCCUCCUCCUCCUCCUCGCAGCCUACAAUCAGAAUCGUCCCCUCCUGAAUGGGUUUGAAUUUGGAAGGAUUCAGUUACAAUGGCUUCCUUCGGGGCCUUUCCUUACUGGGUUUUUUGUUUUUGUUUUUUGCUGUCAACAGUGAAACAUGGUUUCUUUCCAAAGCUGAUCAUGUCGCAUUUUCACUUUUUGAUUAAUCAAUGCCACCCUCUAUUUAAGAUGUGCCAUUUUAAAAAAAAAAAUCAUUGCAAAGUUAAGAUGUGUCUUUUCUUUUUUGUUGCUGUUGUUGUUCAGUAAGUACAUCCCCGGUCAGAUUGCAAACUCAGUUACUGCCAUUCUGCUAUCCGCAUACUCACAAAUGCUAGUAUUUACUCCUUUAUUUUUAUUUUUAUUUUUUGCCUUUUUUUUCUUUU